UUGAUUGGAUAGGUGUGGCAUGUGACUUUACAGCUGAUUUCCUGGCCGUGUUUACGGGGUGAAGCAGAGCUGCACAUGGCGCAUUCUGUAUCGGAAAGUAUGGAACAAAUUGGUCCUAUUCGAGUGGAACACGACCGGAAUAGAAGGCAGUUCUCUGUGCGCCUCAACGGGUGUCAUGACAGAGCAGUGUUGCUUUAUGAAUAUGUAGGGAAGAAGACUGUUGAUUUGCAACACACAGAGGUUCCUGAUGCUUUUCGAGGGAGAGGGAUUGCAAAACACCUUGCUAAGGCUGCUAUGGACUUUGUGGUCGAGCAGGAUUUGAAGGCUCAUCUCACCUGUUGGUAUAUCCAAAAAUAUGUAAAGGAAAAUCCACUCCCUCAAUACCUGGAACGUUUACAGUCUUAACCUUGGCUUUCCUGAUUUUAUGAUUCAAAAACAAUCAAGACUAACCCAAAGCACAGCUGGUGGAGUGAAGAGAAAGCUGGGUGCUAUUUAUACAGCAAGAUUACUGUUGUACGUGAAAGCAUACACAAGGACAAACAGCACCCUUAAUGUACACUGAUUUGGGGUGGAUACUGACUGUUUUGAUUCUUCUGUAAAACUGGAUGAAUCAUUUAUCGGGUGCUUCACUGUGUCUCAGCUCCAAAUAUGAGAUAUUGAUUCUUAGAGUUUCUGUUCCUGGGGCAAUUUAUGUGCAGGAUGGGACAGGGACCCUUGUUUUAUUUUUAAGCAGGACCUGCUGUUCAUUGGAGGAAGAAAAUGUUUUGAGCUGGUUAUUGUGAAAAUAGAGGUCAGGUUUAGUUUUGGCUGCCAACUCUAGAUUAGGAAUUAUCAUUAAUACUUAGAAAUGUUUUCUGCAGCAGCAAUGUGCCUAGGAUCUAAAUAAUCUAACCAAUACAAUACUAUGUGUACUCACUUCUAGAAUGGCUUGACUCAAACUACUGUAAUACAGUUUUCUGAAACAAUACCGAUCCAAUAGUAGAUUAAUAUUAAACAUUUUUUUUCAUUCUACCACUGUUCUUUUUUUCUGUCCACAUCUGUUGCUUAAGAAACGGUAAGAUUUGAAGUAUUAACAGAGAAAAUAUAACAGUCUUUAACUCUCUGACAUGUGCAGUAGCUCAACAACUUAUUACAUUAGAUUUAUUUAUAGAAUGCCAGCAGAUUCCAUAGCGCUGUUACAAUAAGAGGCACUACAGUGGAUCACAUACAUUAACACAAACUGGUAAAAAUGGGGGAAAAAGGGCUCUGCUGUGUCAAGUGUACAAUCUAGUCAAAACCGCUACAAAAAAUAUCAAGUUGAUCCAAUUCCUGGCAUCUGUGGUCUUCCUGUUUACGGAUGGCUGCUUGUCUCUGUAGGCAGUCUAUCAUUGAAAUCUAGUCUUCACAUGGUUAGUAAAAUUAUUCAUGUGUAAGGCUGUAGCAUGAAUUUAACUUUAACCUGAACUGUGCAGAGUAAUAAUUACUCUACCAGAAUAUAUGGUUUGGAUGCCUUUUUUGACAAGUCGAAUGACUUGGAAUAAAAUGGAAAUUCUCUUAUACCUUUACCAGCCUGAUGCAGGAUAUUAGAUUGUUGUUCAGAAUUUCUUGGCAGUGAAUUUGUCCUACGCAUGUUUAAAGAAAAGAAAAAAAAAAGUGUAAUGGCUGUUUUUUAUUUUACUUUGUUUACCUAGCCAUCUUAAAUUAUAUGAUCAUAUUAUGCCAUAUUUGUAAAAUGGUGAUACUGCUUUCAUUUUCUAGAUCUUGUAUAAAAGGCAGAGUGUCCAUUAUACAAGCUGGAGGGAUCCAGGUUUCAUUGGUGUUUAACACAUUAAAAAAAAAUACUUGGUUUAUAUGACUUUUUAGAUAACAGCAUUUCUUGACAAUGAUUCUG
Molecule: messenger RNA, 1870 nt
Organism: Spea bombifrons (plains spadefoot toad)
Lineage: Eukaryota; Metazoa; Chordata; Amphibia; Anura; Pelobatidae
Gene: NATD1
Product: N-acetyltransferase domain containing 1
Exons: 3
Coding region: 76-405 (109 amino acids)
Source: RefSeq, a predicted model, not a curated record